AUGCUCCCUCCUUCUCCCUCUCAUCCAUCCUUUCCCUUGGCACCCCCCCAUCCCCUCUCCAGGUAUUAUGCCAUCUGCUGCCAGCCUUUGGUCUAUAGGAACAAGAUGACCCCUCUGCACAUCGCAUUAAUGCUGGGAGGCUGCUGGCUCAUCCCCUUGUUUAUCUCUUUUCUCCCUAUAAUGCAAGGCUGGAAUAACGUUGGCAUAAUUGAUUUGAUAGAAAACAGGAAGUUCAACAAGAACUCUAACUCUACGUACUGCAUCUUCAUGGUCAACAAGCCCUAUGCCAUCACCUGCUCUGUGGUGGCAUUCUACAUCCCGUUUCUCCUCAUGGUGCUGGCCUAUUAUCGCAUCUAUGUCACAGCUAAGGGGCAUGCCCACCAGAUCCAGAUGUUACAACGGGCAGGAGCCCCCUCAGAGGGCAGGCCCCAGCCAGCAGACCAACAUAGCACUCAUCGCAUGAGGACAGAGACCAAAGCAGCCAAGACCCUGUGCAUCAUCAUGGGUUGCUUCUGCCUCUGCUGGGCUCCAUUCUUUGUCACCAAUAUUGUGGAUCCAUUCGUAGACUACACUGUCCCUGGGCAGGUGUGGACCGCUUUCCUCUGGCUUGGCUACAUCAAUUCUGGUUUGAACCCCUUUCUCUACGCCUUCUUGAAUAAGUCUUUUAGACACGCCUUCCUCAUCAUCCUCUGCUGUGACAAUGAACGCUACCGAAGACCUUCCGUUCUGGGCCAGACUGUCCCCUGUUCAACCACAACCAUUAAUGGAUCCACACAUGUGCUAAGGUACACAGUUCUGCACAGUGGACAUCAUCAGGAAUUCGAGAAGCUGCCCAUACACCAUGACCCAGAAUCCCUGGAAUCAUGCUUCUGAUUGAGGACGUGGCUCACAACUAAGCCAUUCAUUCCCAUUCAUGUCUGCAUGAACAGGAUACCCUGGCAUCUCUCCUGACCCUCAUCACCACCAGUGAGGCAUGGGGCAGUGGGACCAAGGGCCCAGGAAAGGUACAUGGAUGACAGGGUUGGACAGGAUCCAAGGCCAGAGCAUGGAGGAUCUCAGAGUUGAGAAGGGACUUCAGGCACCAUCAGAUGCAGGCUCGCAGCCAACACAGAAGCAGCAUCCUCCAUAGCGUCCCUGGAAGUUGGUCAGUCUUUGCUUGUACACCUCCAGGGAUAGGAGCUCACUACCUCCUAAUGCAGUUCCUUCUAUUGUGGAGAAGCUUUAGUUAUAAGGAAGGUUUUUCCUUUGUUGGAACACAAAUUUGUCUCUGCUCUAGUUGCAUCUGGGAACAAGCAGUUGGCCCCUUCUUCCACUGAGAGCCCUUAAAUAUCGGAAGACAAUGAUCUGCCGCCUACCCACCCUUUUAAGUCUUUUCUUUGAACUCAACAGCUCCUAUUUCCUCUCCAUUCUGGCCAUCUUCCUCUGGACUUUCAUUGGUGGGUGAAUUAAUCAAGGCUUUUAUUAAUGAAAUUAGGUUGAUAGUAGUGCCAAGUGUCUGUCCAGAAGAACUGAAUUAUGACAAGUGAAGCAUCCGUGUUUUUUGGUUCAUAGACCUGAAUAUUUUUCUUUUUUUCUUGGGGAUAGACUUUGGAAACUCUGCUUAGGUUUUGGUUUGGAUCCAUUACCAGAAGGCAUCUUUACAGCUGGUCUGGUGUGUGUGUGUGUGUGUGUGUGUGUGUCUGUGUGUGUCUGUGUGUUUAAAGAUGACAUUUUCUCAUUGGCAUACUGGCUGUGAGGUCAUUUGAAGUAAAUCUUGAUUCACUCCCCUUCCAUGACAAUGGGGAAAGGACCUACAUCUUUACCGAGAAUGUCGAUUGAGAAUUGUCCUACAAUUCAGAUUUUGGGAGGGAAACUCAGUUGCUCCUAUAAGACACCUUUUAGGGCCUUACUUUCUUGGGAAACUUCACUGGCCUCCUGCCUGUGAAGUUCCUGGGCUACCAUUUUUCUACACCUUUUCCAGUAUCUCAUUUCCUCCAAUCUCCUAAGGAGAUGCUUCCCUAAUGUCAAAGCUACCAACAAAUGACUUUAUGUUGGGGUGAAUUAUCCCCUCAGGUUGAGACUCUGAGGUUUUACAGUUGCCUUUCUUUUGGCUGCUGAUAAAAACCCCACUGAAAGGGUUAAUUGCUGAUCCUUAUAGGGAAGCCUAGGGAACAGGCAAUGUGGGGGAUGGUUGGGAGCAUACGUAACAUGAACUACAAGAUAAAGCUGUGCCAAAGUUUCUAACCUCACCAGUUCUCCUUGCCCUUCUACUUGGGCUGUUGGCCCCUCCUUCCUUCCCAAGUGAUCUCAGAAGCGACAGUUGCCUCUUACUCACCCGUUUCAUCCAUGAGGGAAGAACUCGUUAGCCCUCCCUCUUCUCUCUGUCCCCAGAAAUGGUCAGACUCCACAUAGGAUUAGGGUGACCAGCACCCUGGUUUUAGCACCAAAAGUCCCACAUUCUAGAAAACUUCUCAAUCUCAGACAAACUAGGCUGGUUGGUCACCCCCUAGAUGGAACCCUCCCUGUGCUGAGGGCUAAAUAAGACUCCUCAGAGUUGCAUUUCCUUUUUUUUCCCCACUUUUUCAUGGAAAAGGCAGAGAUGAGUGAAUUUGGGGGUCCAGAGUUUUCCACAUGCUGUCUUAAUGUGGUCUCUCCUCUCAUCAAAGCACAGAGAGCUUCUUAGGGAAAGACUAAGACAGUCAUAGAGCCAGCUCACAGUGAGGAGGAAAACGUUUAGUGCGUUGAGGCAGCUGGUAAACUUUAAUACCUCCAAAGUCAAUAAUUUCUACUAUUUAAUACAUACAUGCAUACACACAUACAUAAAUACAGUAGGAUUUCUUCCCUAUGAAAAGUUUUUCUUCCCAGGAGCUUAGCAAGCAUAUCUGCGUAUGCAAACUAUUAUUUCUCAGUGGCAGUCUCCCAUAUUAAAUGGCAACUUGAACUCGACAGGGAUCUAUAGAUUACAACAUAGAUGGGAAAAUGAGACCUUACCAUGUCACGGGUCCAUAUCUUCUGGACUCUUUGGUCAUGCUUGUGUGGGCCAGCCUAUGAAUGGUAUCUGUAGAGGUCACAUGCACCCUGGUUCAGGGAAAGGACAGCAAUUGCAGGAAUAGGAGCCCUUGCCAUUGUCAAGAAGAAGGACCCCUUUGCAGAGAGGGCCUCACAAGCAAAUUUUGCUGUGUCUUUGGAGCAGAGCUGGGAUGGUGUGGGUGAUGCACCAAAUGCUCACGUUGGAGCUUCACAGAACAGAAGCAGGCUUGCUCUAUCUGGACAGCUACUAGCCUGGCAUUAUUUAAAUCUCUGGCUCCCGGGAGUCUAGGUAAUAUGGCAUGUGUGUGAAAGCCUCAGAAGGAGGAGACUUGGAGCUUGUCAAGGAAGGAAGUACUUUGCUGUCUUCUCUGAGGCCAUCCUCUUUCAGAAAGCCUGCAGUGUCAUGAAGGGAUGCUCCCCGAGAGAAGGGCCCAUGGCCCCAGCCACAUCUGCCAGAUUGGCCUUGACAGUCACUGGGGUGAUGGAUGCUGCAAUUAGACUGCCCCAUGCCCGGGAUAAAGGGGGUUCACCUGUGCUGCUUUGCACCUUGACUCUCCAGCCUACAGGGCUGUCCAGGUAGAAGCCCUGAAACUCCCUAUCCAGCUCAUGAUCAGCAGCUAGGAAGCAAAAGGGAUGAAAACCAACUUCAACUAACACUCAAGUAUGUGUUUGCAGAAAAACUCGUUCUUUCUGAGACUUCACCUUUUAUCUCACCAACAUUUCCACUUCGUGCUGCUAACUUGCUCUGUCCUGAAGCAAAUUUCUGUCUAGCUGGGGGAUGGGGGUGUGGG
Delphinapterus leucas (beluga whale) is the source of this 3800-nucleotide messenger RNA. Lineage: Eukaryota; Metazoa; Chordata; Mammalia; Artiodactyla; Monodontidae. The record is from RefSeq and is a predicted model, not a curated record.